Molecule: messenger RNA, 3602 nt
Organism: Papaver somniferum (opium poppy)
Lineage: Eukaryota; Viridiplantae; Streptophyta; Magnoliopsida; Ranunculales; Papaveraceae
Exons: 13
Coding region: 404-3181 (925 amino acids)
Source: RefSeq, a predicted model, not a curated record
CAAAACCAGUGUAAGAGUAUCCUGACCGUAAAUCGAGACUCUAUCCUGAUUUUUUCUACCCUUGGUUAGGUUCUAUCCCUCUACCCCAGAAAAUCAUCUCCAAAAUCCAAAUUGAACCCUUUGUUCCAACUUUUGAAAGAGAAUAAGACAAAGAGCAGAGAUUUCUCUUGCAUGUGUUGAGAGGUUGGUAAUUUAUCAAGUGGGAUAGACCCCACAACAGAGAAUUCCCUCCAACCAACCAAAUCCACACAUACAACCCUCUUUAAUUCCUUCAUUCAAUCACUAUUACCAUUACUUCAACACUCUUAAUUCCUUCACCAAUCACAAUUGCCAUUACUUCACUUUAAAAUCAUUCACUGACUUUUUUCUUCAUUUCAGUUCUCUUUCUUUCUUUUGUUUUCAGAUGCCAGGAACAAUUCAAGUUUCAGUGUUCGAUUUAUUGGAUUUUCCAUCUUCCUCUUCUUCGACGAUAUCAAUUAAAGUGUCAAUGGGGAAGAGAGAAUUUCGUACAUGGGAUAAAGGAGACUUUUCAUUCCCAUUAACGACUCUUCGUGAUAACAUUAUCGUAACAAUCCAUGAUGCUGAGGGCAAAGAACUUUCCCGAACAGGUGUGGCGACCAUGUCGGUAGUUGAGAAAGGAAUUUUGGAUGAUUUUUUCGUCCUCGAAGGAGGCGGGAGACUGCACAUGAAGUUGCAGUUUAUUCUCAAUAGUGUAGAGCGCAAGAGAAUUCAAGAACUGAGAGAAAUUGCGUUGAAGAAAAAACAAGAGGAGAUUCUCAUUGAUAGGGUGAGACAUUCAGAAGCUGCUGCAUUGGCUAGGUUUCGUAGUAAUGUUGGGUCGUCAUCUAUGUCUCUCAACCACGAGGUCACAGAAAGCCUUGUGCAAAAGGAAGCUGAGAGCAGUGGUGCAGAAUUUCUCAGAAAUGCUGAUAAUCGGAUCAAAGACCCGUCUGAUUCAUUAAAUGAAGAUGGCGUUCUGGCUGCUCAAUUAGCGCAUCCAGAUCCCAAAUCUGCUUCCAUUAUAAAGAAUCCGUUGCAGACUCCUAGUAGUCGCAUAAAGGAUUCAAUACCGGGCAUAGAAGAUAGCCAGGAAAUUCUCCUCGACCGGUCAGAGGAACCAAUUCGGAGUGUUAUAGACGGAGGGGAUGAUUUAUCAAAAGUUCUGUUGACAGAGGAGCCUCAAUUCCAUCAUGCUAAAGCAGAAAAGCAAGAUAUUGACAAGAUCAAUACUCAGGUACCACCUGUUGAAGUUCCUACAAGUUCCGGUGAAGGAACUUUAUCAACAGUUCUGUUGUCAGAAAAGCUUCAUAUCCAUCAGAAAGUCAUCGACAAGAUUGAGACUCCGCUAACUUCAGUAGAUAUUCCUACAAAUUCCAGUGAAGGCAUUACUUUAUCAACGGUUCUAGUGUCAGAAGAGCUUCAAAUUCCUUAUGGUAAAUCCGAUGAGAAAGUUGUUGAUGAGAGUGAGACUCGGAUACCUUCUAUUGUUAUUCCAACAAGUCCCAGUUUAUCAACAAAAUAUUUAGGUCCUGAUGCAAAAGAAGUAUCAGAGUCACUCAUUAUGGGGGAGAAUCACAUUGUAAAGAGUACUGGUGCUCAAUUAACUUGGUCAGGUACUCUAAUGGGAGCCGUUUCAUCAUUGGAAGCUUUAGAUACUCAUUCAGUAGACCAUUCAGUUUCAGACACAAUUGAAGUAGAUCGAGACUUAAAUGAGAGCAAGUCUAUGUUACCUCCCAAUGACAUUCCAGCGAGGCCUAUUUCAUCACCAGAGGAGUUAGAGUCUCGUUCGUCAGAGGAUUCAGUUUCAAGCAAAUUCGAAGAAGCUCGAAUCCUGAAUGAGGACAAGACUCCAGGAUCUCCCACUGAUAUCCCACUAAGGCGCAUUUCCUCACUUGUGGAGUUAAAUUCUCAUCCGGGUAACUAUUCUAUUUCACCCAAAUCUGAAGUAGAACGAAGCUUGAACAACAACGAGACUCUGAUACCUCCUACAGAUACCCCAGUGAGGCUCACUUCAUCAUUUAAGGAUUUGGGAAACCAUUUGAAUUCAAGCAAAUUUGGAGAAGUACAGAUGCUGAACAAGACCAAGAUGCUGGUAGCUACCACUGAUGUUUCAAUGAGGCGUGUUUCAUCACAUGGAAAUUUCGGUGACCAUUCACGUUCUAGCAAAUUUGAAGAAGACCGUCUUGUUUCUCCUGAGAAGCCUAGUGUAACGAAGAGAAUGCCAAGUAACGUAAGGAAAAUGAUAAGUGCUUUCGAAACUAGUCAAGCUAAGGGUCAGGUGACUCGUGUUGAUCCACCGAUUAUCAGAACCCAGCCAAUGAAGAGUAAAUUUAACAUUUCUCCAGCAGAACCAACAGUGAAGGAAGUUAUGAAAGAUAUGAAUUACAUUAGAGAAAGAAAAGAUGGAGGUUUGGAGCAAAAUGGAAAAGAAGCUAGACAUGCAUAUGAAACAUCACAGGAAGAGUCUAAGAACACAAUGAGGGAGACACAUAACACAGGAAUAGCUGCAGAAACGGGAUCAAGGUUGUCGUCAGCAGUGAAGACUCAGGAGAGGAAUUUGCAAGAAAGUGCAAGCGAGAUCAGACAACGAAUUCCAGUUAGUUUGGAGCAGGAUGGAAGAGAUAAGUUAUGUGAACAAGGACCGUCUCAGGAACAGCUAAUAGAGGCAACUACUUCUCCAAGUCACAUGCCUGCUGCUACCAAGCUUCUCGAGACGGAUCAACAUCCUAAUAUCGCGUCCCAACUGAGAACGUGUGUACAACAUAUAGAGAAGCUGAUAUUAGUUGAACCUGGAUGUGACAAAACACAACUGCCAGAAGAUUAUAGGGCUAAAAAGUAUCCGGUUGGUAAUUCAGGAAGUUGCAUACUCACAGACGAAUCAAGGCCUUUAUGUAUUACAACUGGAACUAAGCAAUUGAUGAAUCUUGUUGGAGGUAGUAGUAACUUCUCAGAAAUUGAUCAGGGGGAGAAUAGUUCAUACCAAACAGACAUCACAAAUGAGCAGAAUUUGCACCACAACAUUUGUGGUGAGGUGCAGAAAUUAGGGAAAGCUUCUGAUGAUACGAGAAAAUCGAACCUUGAAGGGCCACAAAAUGUUAUCGAAGGACUCAUUGGACAGGCAGGAAAAGUUGCAGCUAUAGUUGCAUUUGGGGCCCUUGUUAUUUUUGCUAGAGAAAGAUAAACUACGGUAGGUGGAUAUCCGUUUACGUAUUGUUUUCAGCUGCACGUUGAAUCGUUGAUCACAAUCAUUCGUCCUUUCAGAAUUCCCACCCUAUGUCUUCCGAAUAUGUGUGUUUCUUAAUCAUUUUUGUAUAGAUUUAGACGAAAAAUGCAAUAAUAAGAAAUUUUCCUGUCUGGACGAAAAAUGCACAUAUGUAAGCUUAAAAUAGGGCAAUUCCUGGUUCUAGUACGCAAUUAUUAGGUCAUUUUUUAGGCUUUUGUAUACUCAUCCAUUCAUUCAAGAUUUGGUGUAUGGUCCACAAAGAUGCACACAUUAUAUUUUGUCACUUGACUCUAUCUUUUUGUACCCAUAUCUGUCUUUCGUUAGGUCAAUGUUAAAGAAAUUAGAGACUAUUCAAUGAAUGUGUAUUUUCUUCUUUGUA